This is a messenger RNA of Medicago truncatula (barrel medic), 1756 nucleotides long. RefSeq names its product UDP-glycosyltransferase 73C5. NCBI's taxonomy places the organism in Eukaryota, Viridiplantae, Streptophyta, Magnoliopsida, Fabales, Fabaceae. The record is from RefSeq and is a predicted model, not a curated record. Bases 48 to 1517 code for a protein of 489 amino acids. The transcript has a single exon. Gene Ontology annotation, molecular function: UDP-glucosyltransferase activity.
AGUGCAUUAUAGAAAUCUUCAUUCAAUCAUUCAUUCCAAAAAAUAAAAUGGAGUCUCAAGCACCUCAACUUCACUUUGUGUUAUUUCCACUUAUGUCCCCAGGACACAUGCUUCCCAUGAUAGAUCUUGCAACAACAUUAGCACAUCAAAAACAAAACAUCAUCGUUACCAUUGUCACAACUCCACACAACGCUUCUCGUUUUUCACAAACUUUUUCUCAAAAUUCACAAAUCCAAUUACUUCAACUUCAAUUCCCUUCUAAAGAUGCUGGAUUUCCAGAAGGAUGUGAGAAUUUUGACAUGCUUCCAUCAAUGUCUAUGGCUCAUACUUUCUUCAAAGUAGCAAAUACCCUUCUACAAGAUCAAGCAGAAGAAGCUUUUGAAAAGUUAACACCAAAACCAAGUUGCAUAAUCUCUGAUGUUGGUUUUCCUUACACUUCUAAAAUUGCAACAAAAUUCAAUAUUCCAAGAAUUUCUUUUUAUGGUGUUAGUUGCUUUUGUCUUGUUUGGCAGCAAAAGUUGAUAGUCUCUAAUGUUAUGGAGAAAAUAGCAACAGAUUCUGAGUAUUUUCUUAUACCUGAAAUUCCUCACAAAAUUAUGAUCACAAAAGCACAAACCCCAUCAUCAAAUGAUGAAGAUUGGAAGGAUUUUGUUGAUCAAAUGGCUGCAGCUGAAAUGGUUUCUUAUGGUGUUGUUGUAAAUUCUUUUGAGGAAUUGGAACCUGAAUAUGCAAGUGAUUUGAAGAACACUAGGAAUGGUAAAGUUUGGUGUGUUGGUCCUGUUUCACUAAGGAACAAGAAUAACUUAGAUAUGGCUCAAAGAGGGAACAACAAGGUGGCUUCUUCAACUGAUGUAGAAAAUUGCUUAAAGUGGCUUGAUUUGCAAAAGCAAAAUUCUGUUAUAUAUGUAUGCUUAGGAAGUAUAUGUAAUUUAACUUCUUUGCAGUUUAUAGAACUUGGUAUGGCAUUAGAAGAAUGUGAAAGACCAUUCAUUUGGGUAAUUAGGGAAAGAAAUCAAACAGAAGAGUUGAAUAAAUGGAUCAAGGAAUCAAGUUUUGAGGAAAGGACUAAAGGGAAAGGAUUUUUGAUAAAGGGUUGGGCUCCUCAAGUUUUGAUACUAUCACACUUUUCAGUUGGAGGAUUCUUAACACACUGUGGCUGGAAUUCGACGUUAGAAGCAAUAUGUGCUGGUGUGCCAAUGAUUACAUGGCCGUUAUUCGGAGAUCAGUUUUUUAAUGAGAGGUUUGUUGUGGAAAUAUUAAGGGUUGGCGUGAUGGUUGGAGUGGAGAGUCCUGUAAAUUGGGGAGACGAAGAGAAUGUUGGCGUGUUGGUGAAGAAAGAAGAUGUCGAGAGGGCUAUAGAGAAGUUGAUGAAUGACACGAAUUAUGAAAGUGAAGAGAGAAGAAAAAGAGCUAAGGAGCUUGCAGAUAUGGCUAAGAAAGGUGUAGAAGAAGGAGGAUCUUCUCACUUCAAUGUCACACUAUUGAUUCAAGAUAUCCUUCAACACUCAACAGAGUAGAUUGAUGUUGUUUGCAACAUUAAUUUUUCUUGUUGAUGUGGAAAAUUGCUUAAAGUGACUUAAUUUGCAAAAUCCAAAUGCUGUUAUCAUUGUAUGUUCAGGAAGUAUAUGUAGUUUAACCUGUUCUGAGGAAAUGGUUUUCUUUAAAAAGAAAACUUUAUUAAUUAAUAUUAAACCAAGAACAUAGUGUACCAUGAUUAGAGUUUGGAUUAGAAAAUUACUAGCAAACUUCAAAUGCA